UACUUCACCGACAGCUGAUCGACAAACCGAGAUAGCGUCGCGUCGUUCCUGACCACUCGCCACACGAUAUGCUUUAUCUUUUUAGUUUCUUUAGUUUACAUGAAUAUAUCUAAUAUAACUUUAUAAAAUGCGUUUGAGAAGUGGUCAUCGUACUGUAGUGUCUGAUGGCGUUAACCAGGAACCGCCAACUGAUAAACAAUUACCAAUCGGCAGCAAUUUUAAAUACCAAAGUUUGCGUCUGCCACGGUUUUUGAAAUACGUAGCAAUUGGACUUGUUGGUGUAUACAUUUCAGUACCAGCAGUUUUACACUACCUACCAUUUGUUUCACGAGAGCUAAUUUUUUUAAGUUCAGUUCAUUACCCCUUCAUUUUGGACUUUAAUCAGCCUUCCAAGUACAACAUUGAAGGAGUUCAUAAUUUCAAAUUAACUUCAACUGAUGAUGUUCAGAUUGGAGUCUGGCAAGUGCUUCCUGCAAGUCUUCGCGGCAAGGGCAUAACAGGUUACAACCAGUUUAGUGAUGUACUUGGGGAUCACAGGUCCAUUGUCAUAUAUCUCCAUGGAAACUCAGGGACAAGAGCUUCAUAUCACAGGGUUUUGCUGUAUAAAAUUCUAUCUGAUCUGAAUCAUCAUGUUAUUGCAAUAGAUUAUAGAGGUUAUGGCGAUUCAACAGGAACAGCAUCAGCAGAGGGGGUAAUAGCAGAUGCACUAACAUCCUGGGACUGGGUCAAGCAAAGGUGUGGAAAUUCAAAGGUGUAUAUUUGGGGUCAUUCUCUGGGAACAGCUGUUGCAUCAGCAUUAGCAAAGCAACUUUGUCUAGAAGGGAGUUGUCCUACUGGUUUGAUUCUUGAGUCGCCUUUCAACAGCUUACAUGAUGCUGCCCUCAACCAUCCACUUGCAUUGCCAUGGCGCAUCUUCCCUUAUUUUGAUACUUUGUUUACUCAACCUUUUAUGCCAAUGUCUCAACACUUCCAAAGUAACAGAAAUUUACAACAUGUGAAGUGUCCAAUCCACAUUUUACAUGCUGAAGAUGAUUUAAUUGUACCACACAAGCUGGGUAAAGUGUUGUAUAAUGAUGUCAAAGCUACUGGAUCGUCUGAGCUGGUGAAGUUCCACACAUUUGAUGGCAAGAUGGGUCAUGGCCAUAAGUAUAUAUGUGAGGCAGAACACUUCAAGGAUUUACUUAAAACAUUCCUCAAGUAAAGGCAUUCGAUUUCUAACAGCAGUCUUUCAACAGAAUGAAUUUUGUAUUCUUGAAUAAGCUUUGUUUUAGGCCAAGCAAGACUUUUGUAUACCUUGUUUAGCGGAAUUCACAAUAAUGAUGAUUUCAAAUAAAAAUAUAAUUUUAUUUUUGGCUAAUUAGCUUUAUUACGCCCACCGCUGCCUUGAAAUCUCUAAAAAUAUGUACAGUAUAUAUAAAAGCAUUUAAACAUCCCAUUACCACACUGUUUACCUUUAACAAUAACAUUUUAUUUUUAUUUUCUCCUCUGUCUGGAUGUUUUUGGCAAAACCAUAUUAUGAUAAAUAAGUAAACAACAUUUUAAUACCCUUCUUUGAUGAUCUUUAAAAAACAUAAGUUUGCGAAACAAGGUAUAAAAAAAGUCUCGCCUCACUGAUUAACAUAAAUAUUUGGUCUUGGCACCUAGAGUUUAUGACACUACUGUAUAAAUAUGCAGGCCUCUUCCCUCUGAAUAACUUCUUAAUGUAUGAAUAUUCCAUACAUUUUCAUGUGACAAAUUUGUGUGAUGUACCCAUAUAUGGCAUGAUGAUGUCAUAUUACACCCUAAUACGGGCAUGUCACAGUUAUUUGUCAUAAAAUCUGAUAGUGUGGACAAAGCUAAAGACAUUGUACAAUAUAAAUAAAAAAUGAAGUGUGUAUUUUUAUUUAAAUUAAUUAAUUAAUGCUGUCUUUUGAUAUUUGUUAUUACACAUUCUUAUAAGGAGACCCUGGUCCUGAUAAAAGAUUAACAUCAUGGGCCCCCUUAAGGUCUGGGCCUGGGAUUUAUUAAUCUCAGCUUAGCAAAUGUCUUAUGUCAAAAAAGUUUAGAAGUCCCUAAGCAAAUAUCUGAUUUAUCAAACCAUCUUAGCAAAAUCUUAGCUAAAAAAUUGUCUUAGAUGGUUCAUGCGUAUAAUCGAUUUUUUAAUUUUAAGCAAUUUUUAAGUUAAAGCAUUAGUGAUAAAUUUUACUUAAACAAAAAAAUUGACUUAGGCUGAUUUCUAGUUUGAUAAAUCCGGCCCCAGAGCUUGUGUGUGUUAGUGUGUUUAUUAAUGUAGUAAAACACCAUUGAAUGGUGUAUUUACUUCAAUUUUAAUAAGAGUAAAAUAAUGAUAUUGAUGAUAUUUAAUUAAUUUUCUUACUAAACUUAUUCUUCACCAAUGUGUUGGUCUAACUGGAUUUGUUAAGGAAACAUAAUGAAAUGAAAGCAUGUUAUUAUAAUAUUGUAAUAUAAGUUUAAACAUACUAAAUGCUUAUCUGGGUGUUUACUUGUGUGUACGAGUGUGUGGGUAUGUAUCUGUGUGCGUGUCAAAUAAUAUGUGCUAUAAAUUUAACAAAGUUGGAUAUUAUUAAUUGCCUUACAAGUAACAUUUUACUUUAGUUAUCCUUAUUUUGUUUUUAGAAUUCUGGCUCCCAUGCAAUAUAAUUAACUAAUUAUUGAUUAUAAGUUCUUAUCAUACAGGAAUUAACAAUAUAAAAAUAAACAUUUUUUAAUAGAUAUUUAUUCACAAAAAAAAGAGACAAAUAUUUCUGGGAUUGUUUAUAUUGCCAAGAAAAAAGAAUUUUUGGAUCACUUACAAAACAAUUAUGUUUAUUAAGGCACCAGAAAUUUGGCCAAUAAAAAUAUUAAAUGAUGUUGCAAUACUGUAAAAACCAUAAUUGAUGGUGCUCUUAAAAUUCAUUUUUCUAGGAAUUAGGUAUGUCUGCAUUUUGAGUAACAACACAGGCUUUAAAAUUUAGCCUGGACAAAAUUAAAAUUAGUAUUCAUAUCAAUGUAAAAUAUAAUAAUGUAAAGCUUUAACAUGAGUAUUUAAACAAAAUAGAAAAUUGAGUGAAACGAAAUAUGUAAAUACAGUAUUGUUUAAAAAAACCUGAAAAUUGCAUAUGAUUAAUGAUGCUGCUAUAAACAAUGCAAAGUAAAUUUAUAAUAAUAUUAUAGUGGUGGAUAUACAAUGCAAUAUAAAGUGAGAUGAUUUAACCCAGAACACAUGAAAUUCCCUUUCAACAAAUAUUUAAGAGAGAAUAAUGUAUCUUUUAGCAAUUUACAUUUAACAAUUCAAUUCAAAUCACAUUUAUUUCUUUCUAUAAAUUAUUCAUUAUCAUAUUGUUCAGAAAGAAACAAGAAAGAGACAAAUGCACUAGAAGUAACAUCAACUGGAUGACUCCAAUUGUAUUAAUAAUAAAGGGUGGUUCACACCAGCAUGAUAUAUUUGCAUUA
Messenger RNA from Anneissia japonica, 3432 nucleotides. RefSeq names its product lysophosphatidylserine lipase ABHD12-like. The coding region runs from base 128 to 1201 and encodes 357 amino acids. NCBI's taxonomy places the organism in Eukaryota, Metazoa, Echinodermata, Crinoidea, Comatulida, Comatulidae. The transcript has 12 exons. Gene Ontology annotation, cellular component: endoplasmic reticulum membrane. Gene Ontology annotation, biological process: monoacylglycerol catabolic process; phosphatidylserine catabolic process. Gene Ontology annotation, molecular function: monoacylglycerol lipase activity; phosphatidylcholine lysophospholipase A1 activity. The record is from RefSeq and is a predicted model, not a curated record.